GAGUCCGAUUUUGUGCCUAGGCCAGGCGGCGACCGCAGAAGGAAUCCUGGAGAGCCACAGUGAUAAUGGGACGCUGAACAAUGAGCAGCACCUACUGCGGAAACUCUUCGGCUAAGAUGAGUGUCAACGAAGGGUCUGCUUUCUCAUUGACUCUGGAGCAAAAAACUGGCUUUGCUUUUGUGGGGAUCUUGUGUGUCUUCUUGGGGCUCCUUAUUAUCAGAUGCUUCAAAAUCCUGUUAGACCCAUACAGCAGCAUGCCUUCCUCUACGUGGGAAGAGAAAGGUGAAGAGUUUGACAAAGGAACGUUUGAAUACACACUUGCAUGA
Molecule: messenger RNA, 326 nt
Organism: Loxodonta africana (African savanna elephant)
Lineage: Eukaryota; Metazoa; Chordata; Mammalia; Proboscidea; Elephantidae
Gene: CTXN2
Product: cortexin 2
Exons: 1
Coding region: 81-326 (81 amino acids)
Source: RefSeq, a predicted model, not a curated record